Messenger RNA from Talaromyces rugulosus, 1053 nucleotides. RefSeq lists its product as uncharacterized. The transcript has 3 exons. Gene Ontology annotation, molecular function: zinc ion binding; oxidoreductase activity. The record is from RefSeq and is a predicted model, not a curated record. The coding region runs from base 1 to 1053 and encodes 350 amino acids. Lineage: Eukaryota; Fungi; Ascomycota; Eurotiomycetes; Eurotiales; Trichocomaceae.
AUGGCCAUUCCAAAGACACAAUGGGCGCAGGUGCUGGAACGCCACGGAGAAGGAGUUACCUACAAACAAAUCCCCGUCCCCGAACCCGGCCCGGAUGAAGUUCUUGUAAACAUCAAAUACUCUGGUGUCUGCCACACAGAUCUGCACGCGGUCAAGGGCGACUGGCCGCUCGAACGCAAACUGCCUCUGGUCGGUGGCCACGAAGGCGCCGGCAUCGUGGUUGCCAAGGGCAGUCUGGCCACUGGCAUUGAAAUCGGCGACCAUGCCGGUGUGAAAUGGCUGAAUGGGUCCUGUCUAUCCUGCGAAUUUUGUCGCAAGUCCGACGAGCCGCUAUGCGCAAAGGCUUUGCUUUCCGGAUACACCGUCGAUGGCACUUUUCAACAGUACUCUAUCGCCAAGGCGGCACAUGUCUCCAAGAUUCCCAAACAUGUAGCCCUGGACGCUAUUGCGCCGGUGCUCUGUGCCGGUGUGACCGUCUACAAGGGGCUGAAGGAGUCUGGGGCGCGUCCGGGAGAGACGGUGGCCAUUGUCGGUGCCGGGGGUGGAUUGGGAUCACUUGCUCAGCAGUAUGCCAAAGCAAUGGGCCUUCACAUUGUUGCCAUUGACGGCGGGGACGAGAAAAAGGCCAUGUGUGAAUCGUUGGGAGCAGAGGCAUACGUCGACUUCACCAAAUCCAAGGAUCUCGUCAAAGACGUCCAAAAGGCCACGCCCGACGGCCUCGGCCCACACGCUGUCAUCCUCGUCGCCGUCAGCGAGCUCCCCUUCCAACAAGCAGCAGACUACGUGCGCUCACGCGGCACCAUCGUGGCCAUCGGCCUACCGGCGAAUGCAUUCCUCAAAGCCCCCGUGUUCAACACUGUAGUGCGCAUGAUCACGAUCAAGGGAAGUUAUGUUGGCAACCGGCAAGAUGGAGACGAGGCGAUUGACUUUUUCGCGCGGGGAUUGAUCAAGUCACCCUUUAAGACGGUGCCGUUGUCUGAGUUGGGCAAGGUGUACGAGUUGAUGGAACAAGGAAAAAUUGCAGGUCGGUAUGUGUUGGAGAUGCCCAACUGA